AUGCCCACUUCUCCAUACCAUGAAGAUCCGUCUCGUGUCGACUUUCUUGACUCUUCGGUCGCAUAUGCCCAAGAACAUCCUUCCGCCGAUUCCCAAGAUGUCGAGAGUGAUGGAUACGGGGACUCGGACUCCGCCUUCAGCGGUGACUCUUUGCUAGGUGAUGACACGAAGACCUUAUCAACGUAUAUCACGGAAUAUCGGUACGAAUUUGGCCGUCGCUAUCACUCUUAUCACGACGGCGCAUACUGGGGUCCGAACGACGAGGUUGCGAACGAAUUCCAAGAUCUUGCCCAUCACAUGUACCUCAUAACACUGGACGGAAAACUACAUCUUGCUCCUAUCGACUCUCCACAGGAAAUCCUCGAUGUAGGUACAGGCACUGGAGUCUGGGCUAUUGACAUGGCCGAUGAAUAUCCCAGUGCUAGGGUAACCGGUGUCGAUCUUUCUCCCAUCCAACCCACGUUUGUACCCCCUAACUGCGUAUUCGAGAUCGACGAUAUAACGCUUCCUUGGACGUACGCAUCCAAUCAAUUUGACUUUAUACACGUGCGCGAGAUGUUCGGCUGUAUACCAGACUGGGACGAGUUCUUCCGGCAAUGCUGGCGUUGUCUGAAACCUGGUGGUUUCAUCGAGGUGGUAGAACACGCAGUCCAGCCGGCCAGUGACGAUGGUAGCAUGGAUCCCGAUCAUUUCUAUCACUUAUGGGGAAAGACGGUGGUGCAAUCCGGAGAGGUAUUUGGUAAAAGCUUCACCAUCUGGGAAGAGAGCGCCGCCCGUCUCAAGAAAGCUGGAUUCGUUGGGGUGGUUGAGACUGAAUAUAAAUGGCCCAUGAAUGGAUGGAGUAGUAACAAAAAGCUACAUGAUCUGGGCCGCUGGAACCAACUUCGACUAAACGGCGGAGUAGAGGGAUUUAUGCUACGUCUUCUCACCUCAACACUGCGAUGGUCGUACGAGCAGGCACAAGUAUUUCUGGCUCAAAUGCGUGCUUCGCUACGAGACUACAAAACCCAUGCCUACCUUCCUGAUUGCCAGCUCACUAUGUCGGAGAUCAUGUGCCAAACGCCCGACCAGUCAGCGCCUCUAUCACAGAUCAAUAUCUCGACUACUACUUCCUCCAAUGGUCUCUACAAGUACCAGCUCGGAAAGCCAUUUACUAUUACUGUAGAGGCGAGUCUAUCCCCUAUGGCUACUCAGCCCAUCACGGUCCUUGUCCUUGAUACCCCACUUGACGAAUACGACACGAGCUGGUUUGAGCGCAACCUUAUCCUCACCAACACCGAAACCUCAGAGGCUCAUGUGACAUUGCCAAAGUAUGAGCCCCCUCCAGCCUAUGAGUCCCCUCAGGAGACUAAUGGGAUAAACGUGCCUGUUCGCCAUGACUACCAGUGUUGUUUUCUGACUCUUUACCCAGGCAAACCUUACUGGGCUGUUCACACUCUGUCCGCUGACUUGAUUAGUAGCAGCAAUAUCGGGGUUGACAUCGCACGUUAUCGAACAAGCCUUGUAGGGGCAUACAACCUCGAGAUUGGGUCCCACUACGAGAUUACCUUGCAGGACGCAGCUCGCUGGAUCAAAUGGUAUCGAGUCGGUGAAAAGAACCAGGUUCUGAGCCAACCACAUUCUGUGUCGGAUCUGCUUCGCUACCUAACUGGUCAGCCGCAGCACGUUGAACGUGUCAAUGAUUCCAAAAUGCCCCCUAUCCGUCUUAUGUUGCAGAAUGCAGAAUGCGUCACGGUCAAGAAGACCAAGGAACUAACUCAAAUUACGCAUAUGGAGGAUAACCGAUAUUUAUUUCAGGUUGAAUCAGAACCCGACUUUUACAUUACCUGGGGUAACAUUGACCCUUUUGUGUGGAAUCCCUUGCUAGUUGAAGAGUCGGACCCCGAUUCCGAUGGUUCUCAUAUUUAUAUGUGUGGCUGA
Aspergillus affinis is the source of this 1920-nucleotide messenger RNA. Its product is annotated as class I SAM-dependent methyltransferase. NCBI's taxonomy places the organism in Eukaryota, Fungi, Ascomycota, Eurotiomycetes, Eurotiales, Aspergillaceae. Gene Ontology annotation, molecular function: methyltransferase activity. The record is from RefSeq and is a predicted model, not a curated record. The coding region runs from base 1 to 1920 and encodes 639 amino acids. The transcript is spliced from 7 exons.